UACAAUAGCUGACAGCGGCGAAGUUCAAAAGCUUCUCUAAAGAGCUUUUCGUUCUGUAAACUCUUGAUUGUAGAUUAAAAUUAUACUAGAGUCAUACUAGACACAAUUUCAUAACAUAAAAUCGCAUGAAAUUAGACAACAACGUCAAAACAUUCAUCCAGGCAUAAUUUAAGCCACCUAUACCGGCUGACAGGGGUCUUGCCUCCUCAACAGUUAUGGCUGCCUUCAGUAGAGGCAGACACAGGAUCAAAGCUUUCAGGACAUUAAUAUUUACAAGACCCUUUACAGCCAGGAAAUUUGAUUAUGAUCUGGUGGUUAUUGGUGGAGGCUCUGGAGGGUUGGCAUGUUCAAAAGAAGCUGCCCAAUUAGGACACAGAGUUGCUGUUUUGGACUAUGUUGAACCUUCACUCAAAGGCACAAAGUGGGGUCUUGGUGGGACGUGUGUGAAUGUCGGCUGUAUACCAAAGAAGCUUAUGCACCAGGCGGCACUGCUUGGCACUGCUGUCAAAGAUGCGAGGAAGUAUGGCUGGCAAAUCCCAGAAUCCCUGUCACAUGACUGGCCAACAAUGGCUGAGGCAGUCCAGAACCAUGUGAGGUCUAUAAACUGGGGCCACAGAGUGCAACUACAAGACAAGAAGGUGAAAUAUUUGAAUAUGAAUGGCAGUCUGGUGGAUAAACACACUAUCAGAGCUGUAAAUGCCAAAGGGAAAGAGAUUACAUUGACCACCAAAAACAUUGUGAUAGCUACUGGUGGACGGCCGAAGUACCCUACACAUGUUCCCGGUGCAAUGGAGUUCGGGAUCACAAGCGAUGAUGUCUUCUGGCUCAGAGAGUCACCUAAAAAAACGUUGGUUGUUGGUGCCAGUUAUGUAGCACUGGAAUGUGCUGGCUUCCUUACAGGCAUUGGGCUGGACACCACUGUGAUGGUGCGUAGUAUCGCCCUCCGGGGGUUUGACCAGCAAAUGUCUGGUUUAGUCACAGACUACAUGGAGGCAUAUGGGACCAAGUUUUCCUGGAGGUGUUCUCCAAAAAGUGUGGAAAAGCUCCCGUCUGGCCUUCUCCAGGUCACAUGGAUGGAUCUAAAAACCAAAGAGGAACAUAAAGACACCUUCAACUCGGUACUUUGGGCUGUAGGCAGAGCCCCUGAAACCAAGACCCUCAAUUUGGAGCAGGUUGGCGUGGAGAUCAACAAAGAAACUGGGAAGAUAAUUGUGGCCGCUGAUGAAGCCACAUCUGUGCCAAAUAUUUUUGCUAUCGGAGACAUCGGUGAGGGUCGUCCCGAGUUGACCCCAACAGCCAUUAAGGCCGGAAAGCUCCUGGCCCGUAGACUGGUGGGCCAUUCCGAUGAGGUCAUGAAUUAUGAGAAUGUGGCCACUACAGUGUUCACUCCACUAGAGUACGGCUGUGUAGGUCUGUCUGAAGAAGAGGCUGAAAAGAGACACGGCAAAGACCAGAUUGAGGUGUACCAUGCCUUCUACAAACCGCUCGAGUUCACUGUGGCUGAGAGAGAUGCCACUCAAUGCUAUAUAAAGGUGAUUUGUCUACGGGAGGGUGAGCAGCGUGUGCUGGGUCUGCAUUUUACUGGGCCGAACGCUGGUGAAGUCACACAGGGCUUUUCUUUGGGCUUCCAGUGUGGGCUUACCUAUGGACACCUCAGGAACACGGUCGGGAUACACCCCACCUGCGCCGAGGAGUUCACCAAACUCAACAUCACUAAACGCUCCGGUCUUGACGCCACGGUAACGGGCUGCUGAGGUUAAGCGUCCCUUCCCUGAUCACUCGAGCACACGGGAACCAGUAAACAGGGUUAUGAUCAUGUGAGUUAUGGAGUUACAGGAAGCAUCUCAUGAAAAUUCAGGGCUUUCAGUCUUCGCUCUUCCGUUUUUAUCUCGUCUCUGUGCACAUCAGGGCCUUAUCGAAUGACCACAGAAUGCAAAUGUAUUUCAGUUUAAUAUAUGAUAGUACGUGCUCUAUGAGUCCAAAUCCAGGAGAGUUCGGCCAGCUUUUUACCACAGGUCAAGAUAAUCCAAUAAGGUCCUCACGUUUGCUCUACAGAAUACGAACGCGGAUCCAGGUUAGAGCAACACGGACCGCAAGCGACGUUGCGAACAGAUAAACACGGCCAUAAAUCAGGAUUAAACCCCCAUUACAGUUUGCUGAAAUGAGAACCGUUGGAGAAAGUGGCCUAAUGUUUCUGAAAUAUAUUCUCCAAAUAUUGUUGUUUCUCUGGUUGUACUUCCUGUCCAUUAGUCAUGCGCCACUCCUGACACUGAUGGAUGGGAUAGGCCCGUCGCUGCGCUGACACCACCCCUUUUCCCAGGGACGUAGACAAACACUCGGUGAGCGGCGUGUCACUCAAACGCAGAACCCGGUCGUGGACAGAGUGAGCGCUUGUUUAGUCCUGGACUUCAGGAGUUUCCCCAGUGCACAGCGGGAGCAGAGAGUACGUGUUACAAUAACAUACUCUCCUGCCCCUGAUGUCUCUGCUCAAAGCCUAAAAGAAGUCAGUACCACCGGCUACCGAAAGGUGGCAGUGUUUGCUUCCUUUUCCCCCUGUUCUUCACUCACACAAAUCUCAGAGCUGAGUAGUCAUUAUGAAUCAAGUCACAGUUAAUCACAGGCAGAAUGUUAAGAUUAAUUGAACACUUGCCGGGCAGUUAUCGCUCCAUAGGUUUAGCUUAUCUGUUGUUUGUGUACUUGGCUAAUAGCUUUGGCUCAUGGUGCUGCCGCCCGCUCUGAGGGAAGUUAAACUGCAACUAUUCCCUGAAGUUCAAUUCAUUUUGUGACUGGAAAUCU
Molecule: messenger RNA, 2796 nt
Organism: Pimephales promelas (fathead minnow)
Lineage: Eukaryota; Metazoa; Chordata; Actinopteri; Cypriniformes; Leuciscidae
Gene: txnrd2.2
Product: thioredoxin reductase 2, tandem duplicate 2
Biological process (GO): cell redox homeostasis; glutathione metabolic process; cellular response to oxidative stress
Cellular component (GO): mitochondrion; cytosol
Molecular function (GO): glutathione-disulfide reductase (NADPH) activity; flavin adenine dinucleotide binding; thioredoxin-disulfide reductase (NADPH) activity
Source: RefSeq, a predicted model, not a curated record